This is a messenger RNA of Syngnathus typhle (broad-nosed pipefish), 2142 nucleotides long. RefSeq names its product UTP15 small subunit processome component (gene utp15). Gene Ontology annotation, molecular function: protein binding. Gene Ontology annotation, biological process: positive regulation of transcription by RNA polymerase I; rRNA processing. NCBI's taxonomy places the organism in Eukaryota, Metazoa, Chordata, Actinopteri, Syngnathiformes, Syngnathidae. The coding region runs from base 228 to 1817 and encodes 529 amino acids. The record is from RefSeq and is a predicted model, not a curated record. Gene Ontology annotation, cellular component: nucleolus. The transcript has 12 exons.
UAAUAUUGGGUGAACAAAGAAGCGGAAGUGCUUACAGGAACCGUCAUGGCCGCGUCCACGGCAGCUUGCGGCAACGUGAUCAAUCGUUUCAAUGCCUAACUUUUGGUUCCUCCACGAAAAGUACUUUAACAUCCUCUACUUUUAAAAGAUUUAAGGACCUGCCGAACUUGUGUUUUAAAAGGGAUAAAGAGUAUUUUGUGACCAACCACCCACACACGUGUGCAGAAAUGGCUUUAUUUAAACCGACCAAAAUUCCAGUUUAUCCUAAACUUGGAGAGAAAGUCACCCAGGACACACUCUACUGGAAAAACUACAAGGCUCCAAUCCAGAUCAAACAAUUUGGAUCGGUCACAAACAUCGACUUCUCUCCUGUGGCCCCGCAUAACGUUGCUGUGACAGCAUUUACACGAAUCCACAUUUAUGGCCCGUUCUCCCAGGAGCCAGUGAAGACAUUUGCCCGAUUUAAGGACACGGCAUAUUGCGGGAGGUUCCGUUCUGACGGUCAACUCCUCGUGGCCGGAUGUGAGAAUUCGCUGGUGCAGCUGUUUGAUGUCGGCGGCAAGGUGGCGCUCAGGCAAUUCAGAGGCCAUACAAAGGCCGUCCACGUGACAGACUUCACCUCGGACCAGUACCGUAUCGUCACCGGCUCGGACGAUUACACCUGCCGACUUUGGGACCUUCCGAAUGUGCAAGAGCUCACCUGCUACCAAGAACACACCGACUACAUCCGCUGCGGCGUCACCAGCAAACUCAACAGAGAUCUCUUCAUUACGGGGUCGUAUGACCACACGGUCAAAGUGUUUGAUGCCAGAGUUCAAAAGUCUGCAAUGACUAUGGAUCACGGCCAGCCAGUGGAAAGUGUGCUCCUGUACCCUUCCGAGGGCCUCCUCGUCUCAGCGGGGGGACGCUACGUGAAGGUGUGGGAUCUACUGAAAGGUGGCCAGCCACUGGUGUCACUGAGGAACCAUCACAAAACAGUCACCUGUGUGUGCCUGGGGAGCGGCGGCCAAAGGUUGCUGUCGGCCUCCCUGGACAGACACGUGAAGGUGUACAACACGACCAACUACAAAGUGGUGCACAACUUUGACUACGCCACCUCCAUUCUCAGUUUGGCUUUGGCUCCAGACGACGGGACCAUUGCCGUGGGUAUGACCAACGGCGUCCUAAGCAUCAAACACAGGAAACACACAGAGGAGCCGACUGAACUGUCAGCUCAACGCAGGCGGCGACCGUCAUAUCGUGUCUUUGUAAAAGGGAAGAAUUACAUCCCUCAACAAGGUGAUUACCUCGUCACUAAGCCCGCCGUGAUCCAGCAUCUGGCGAAAUAUGACAAAGAGCUGAGGAAAUUCAAUGUUUCCAAGGCUCUGGAUGCAGCUCUGGAGGUGGGGACGAGACACAGGAAGCCGGAAGUUGCAGUUGCCGUUAUGAAGGAGUUGGAUCUAAGAGGGACGUUGAAAAACGCUUUAGCGGGACGGGACGAGCGGGACGUCAAUCGGCUACUCACUUUCUUAAUCGGGCAUAUGCUCGACACCAGGUUCAGCCCCGUCCUCGUCGUGGUGGCCGAGAUGAUCCUGGACAUCUAUCAGUCGGUCAUCGGACAAUCGGCCAUCGUGGACCGGCAGCUUUUGCGUCUCCAGGACCUGCUGGAGAAAGAAACGGACUUCCAGCACGAACUCCUGGAAGUGCUGGGUAUGUUGGACACCGUCUUUGCUUCCCAUCUCCCGAGGAAGGAGGUGCCAUGCCCGGGUAUCGACAUAUCCAACGGCCUGGUGGAGGGAAAGGCAAGCAGCUCACAAGCUCAGCCUAAGGCCACCUGAUGUACUCUCAGAUGGAGCACAACACAACACAACACAACACAACACAACACAACACAACACAACACAACACAACACAACACAACAGAUUGUAUUUAAACAGCCCCAACUUGCCUCAGAAGACACACACUCAUGGACUCAUCUGAUCAUAUCAGUUUGGUUCAUGUUUCAGGAUCCCCUUUCAAUAAUCACAUUCAAUAAAUGGUGUGAAAGUAUUUUAGCUAUACUUGUUAAUGAAUCGGUGUGCAUUUGCCAAUGGCUGGAUGAUGUUUUGAUAUUUUAUAAAUUGACCAAUGUUUAUUAAGACCUGAAUAAACUUUUAGCUCAC